Arabidopsis thaliana (thale cress) is the source of this 1287-nucleotide messenger RNA. RefSeq names its product CAMV movement protein interacting protein 7 (gene MPI7). The coding region runs from base 268 to 816 and encodes 182 amino acids. Gene Ontology annotation, biological process: vesicle-mediated transport. Gene Ontology annotation, cellular component: endoplasmic reticulum; endosome membrane. NCBI's taxonomy places the organism in Eukaryota, Viridiplantae, Streptophyta, Magnoliopsida, Brassicales, Brassicaceae. The transcript has a single exon. The record is from RefSeq and is marked reviewed.
GCUUAACAUUACACUUUUGUUAAGAGUAACAACAUACAUCUAAAAUCUCAUAACAGAGGAUAGAAAUCGUACCCACUGCAAAAACCAGAUACUCAAAUUAGUCCACUUCACGACAACAGAUUAAUGGGCCUUUAAGUAUAUGGACAUGGGCCUUUGUCAGUUAUAAGUCUCCCUUAACCAGUUGACUUGUGUUCCCUCUAACUUUAACAAAAGAUUGUUCCUGAGAAAUUCUAGGGUUUCUGAAAUCGAGGAGAGAUCCAAUCGGCAAUGGCGAAUCAAGUGAUCACCGGAAUCAAAGAAACAGCUCAGUCAAUUACUGGAGCGGCUCGUCCAUGGGGCGAUUUCCUCGAUCUUUCCGCCUUCAGCUUCCCUUCCUCCAUCGCCGAUGCAACAACUCGCGUAACUCAGAACCUGACUCACUUCCGCAUCAACUACAGUAUCAUUCUCUCUAUCCUCCUAGGUCUAACCCUAAUCACACGUCCAAUCGCCAUCCUCGCGUUUAUAGCCGUUGGCUUAGCUUGGUUCUUCCUCUACUUCGCUCGCGAGGAGCCACUCACGAUCUUCGGAUUCACUAUUGAUGACGGCAUCGUCGCUGUGCUUCUCAUUGGUCUUUCGAUUGGGUCGCUAGUUACCACCGGAGUUUGGCUCAGAGCUCUCACCACCGUUGGAUUUGGUGUUCUGGUUUUGAUCUUACACGCUGCGUUAAGAGGAACGGAUGAUCUUGUGAGUGACGAUCUGGAAUCACCUUAUGGACCGAUGCUCUCUACCUCUGGCGGUGGUAACGACGGUGCUCGUGGUGAUUACAGUGGAAUCUGAUCAACACGAUUUGAUAAUGAGUUUGGGGAUUUAGGGUUUUGUUGUUUUGUAAAUUGUCAUUGUUUGUUUUGUGUCCCAUUAAACAUUGUUAAUGACAAAAUAUGUUUUAAGACGAAAACCGGUUUAGAGGAAGAGGAUUGAUGUUACCCGUCUGUGAGAUGAUAUGGUUUCGGUCUCCCAAAACUGUUCUCUUUUGGUUUUUAUGAACCUUGUUAAAGGAGAAGAAAAGGUUUGAAUCCAUAAAGAGACAAGAACAGAGUACACAACUUUCUUCAUUCAAUCUGAUGAUUCAUAGUAGCGCCGAGCAAACUCAAUCAAGAGCUCAAGCUUUAAAGCCAGCAUCCGAACACAAAGCCAUUAUUGUUUUGACAAAACACUUGUAGCCACAACCUCAUUUAUCGGACAAAUAUCUUCACUGGUAACUCAUAUUUCGCAUUCCUUCAUGUUUGGUGUUGAAAAUUUCCAUCACAU